Messenger RNA from Paramecium pentaurelia, 879 nucleotides. The record is from the annotation of a GenBank genome assembly. Lineage: Eukaryota; Ciliophora; Oligohymenophorea; Peniculida; Parameciidae.
AUGAAAGUAAAAAUAUUCUUGGGAGAAUACACCUAUCUGUAUAGAGGAAAUAUAGAUUUAAGAGAAUUAAAUGAAUACAUCAAAACAUUGACACCUAGACUUUUUUUAUUAAAAUGGAAGGAUUAAGAAGAUGAUUUAAUUACAAUAUCUAAAAAACAAGAUUUAGUUUACUUUCAUCAAUUAUGGGUUCAAAAUCAAGCUAAUAAUAAUCAAUCAUUUAGAUUAUAUGUUCAAGAGAUUCCAUAGUCAAAUCAAAAUGUUUAAAUUACAUAAUUGUAAUCAUAAUCUCAGAUUCAUUCUAAAAUGCCUAGUCCUUCUUAAAAGUAUUCUUGUACUAGAUAGUAUUUUGGAGAGACAUAAUUUACAUUUGGUUAAUAACUAACUGAAUAAACAAGGAGUUAAGAGAUUUAAAGAGAGAGACAUUCUUAGCAAAUAAAUUUAUAAUCAAUUCAAGAAAUAUAUGAUUCAUCUAAGAAUAUUAGUAAUUAAAAUCUGGAUUAAACAAAAUUAUUAUUUUAAUAAAAUGAAGAGUUAACAAAAAUGAAAAUUGAAUAAGAUUUUAAUAAUAUUCCAUCAUAAGAUCCUUAAUCAUUUUUUAAUAUGGAUAUGAAAUAAAGUAUUAAAAAGUAAUAUGGUGAUAUUUAAAUGCCAUAUGAUGAUGAGGAUAUUAUAGAUAAUAAGGAUGAGGAUGAUGAUAUAAUAAUUGAUAGCAAAAAUAUCUUUUGUGAUUAUUGUUCUGAUAAAAUACAGAAUUAAGAUGAAAUAACAAAAAUAUAUGUAUGUUAAUUUUGUGAAGAUUUUCAUAUUUGUAAAUUAUGUUAUGAUCAAAAUUAAGAGUAAGUUCAUGUGCAUCAAUUAAAAGAAAAAAUUAUUCAAUGA